AGCUGCUGCAUUCCAUCCUAUUCACACCGGGGAGCGCGAGCACACGGUCGCCACGGUGGAUAUGGCCGCGAGUUCAGGAAUUUAACUAUGGCACGGACGUGUAAUCCCAGGAUCACCUGAGCAAGGCCGCUGGCUGCAGAGCUGUUGCGAAUGAUGCAGUAAGUGACAGCUUUGAGAGGAGAGGAGAGAAGAGAACGCUGGAUCAAUACGCGCUGUGUUUCUGCCCGCUCUUGUUGCUUGCAUAUCCGUAAACAAAUAAAUAAACCGGAGUUCUACUCCAGAAGAGUCGGACUCACAAAUAGGACCCACCCGAACCUCACCUGUGUGGACCAGAGCCGAAAUGUGGCCUCAACCGGGGCCACACUCUUCCCUCAGCGCAGGGCGAGUGCUCUUUCUUGGGCUGCUGACUCUGUCGCUCUCCUUUUGUUCAGCUGGAGGAGCUGCUGCAGAGCCCUUCCAGACCUUCUCUCCAUCAGAAUGGGGCCUGACCCACCUGGCCAUUCAUAACACCACUGGAGAGGUGUACGUUGGUGCUGUUAACUGGAUCUACAAGCUCUCAAGCAACUUGACCAAACUGAGGAGUCACAUGACUGGGCCAGUAGUGGACAACGAAAAAUGCUACCCUCCGCCAAGCGUCCAGUCCUGCCCACAUGACCUGUCCCAGACCAACAAUGUGAACAAGCUGCUGCUGGUGGACUACGGCCAGAAUCGUCUUAUCGCCUGCGGAAGCACCUCGCAAGGCAUCUGCCAGUUCCUGCGUCUGGACGACCUUUUCAAGCUGGGGGAGCCGCAUCAUCGCAAGGAGCACUACCUUUCCAGUGUGGCUGAAUCCGGCACCAUGUCUGGAGUCAUCAUCUCAGAAGGAUCUCGCAGCAAGCUCUUUAUUGGAACCCCUAUUGAUGGGAAGUCGGAAUACUUCCCAACCCUGUCCAGUCGCAAGCUGAUGGCCAACGAAGAGAAUGCUGACAUGUUUAGCUUUGUCUACCAGGACGAGUUUGUCUCCUCGCAGCUCAAGAUCCCCUCAGACACACUGUCCAAGUUCCCGGCCUUCGACAUCUACUAUGUCUACGGCUUCAGCAGCGAGCAGUUUGUCUACUACCUAACCCUGCAGCUGGAUACCCAGCUGACUUCACCAGACGCCAGCGGGGAACAGUUCUUUACUUCCAAGAUUGUGCGUCUCUGUGUGGAUGACCCCAAAUUCUACUCCUACGUGGAGUUUCCAAUCGGUUGCACCAAGGACGGCGUGGAAUACCGCCUGAUCCAGGACGCCUACAUAAGCAAGCCGGGUAGGCAGCUGGCCAGCUCUCUGGGGGUGUCGGAGAAUGAGGACAUCCUAUUCACCGUCUUCUCCCAGGGCCAAAAGAACAGAGCCAAGCCCCCAAAAGAGUCUGCCUUGUGCCUAUUCACGCUGAGGCGCAUUAAGGAGAAGAUUAAGGAGAGGAUCCAGUCCUGCUACAGGGGCGAAGGCAAACUGUCUCUGCCCUGGCUCCUCAACAAAGAGCUGGCAUGCAUCAACUCGCCUCUGCAGAUCGAUGACAAUUUCUGUGGGCAGGAUUUCAACCAGCCAUUGGGUGGCACGAGCACCAUCGAGGGCAUUCCUCUCUUCAUAGACAAGGAUGAUGGGAUGACCUCGGUGGCAGCCUACGAUUACCGCGGAAACACCGUGGUCUUCACUGGCACCCGCACCGGCCGCAUGAAGAAGAUUCUGAUAAACUCGGUGAGUCCGUCCAGGCCGGCGCUGCUGUAUGAGAACGUGGUGGUGGGAGAUGGCAGCCCCAUCCUGAGGGACCUGCUCUUCAGUCCAAACCAGCAGUUCAUCUACACCCUCACUGAGAAACAGGUGAAGCGUGUUCCAGUUGAGAGCUGUGAUCAGUACAAAAGCUGUUCCGAGUGUCUGGGCUCCAGAGACCCUCACUGUGGCUGGUGUGUCCUGCUCAACGUCUGUUCCCGAAAGGAUCGAUGUGAGCGAGCUGAUGAGCCUCAGCGCUUCGCCUCCAGAGUGGAUCAGUGUGUGGAGCUCUCCGUUCAACCCAACAACAUCUCUGUUACCAUGUCUGAAGUCCAGUUGGUUCUCCAGGCACGGAAUGUUCCAGAUCUGUCGGCGGGCGUGAACUGCUCGUUUGAGGACUACACUGAGACGGAAGCACGUAUACAAGGCUCACGCAUCUACUGCCUCUCUCCCACUGCUAAAGAGCUCAUCCCCAUCACCCGCCACCAAGGUGAUAAACGUGUGGUGAAACUCUAUCUGAAAUCAAAGGAAACGGGGAAGAAGUUUGCCAGCGUGGAUUUCGUCUUCUACAACUGCACUGUGCACAAAUCGUGUUUGACAUGUGUGAACGGCUCUUUCCCGUGUCACUGGUGUAAAUACCGCCACAUGUGCACGCAGAAUGCCAACGACUGCUCCUUCCAGGAAGGCCGGGUCAACAUGUCAGAGGAUUGUCCUCAGAUUCUUCCAUCCACUCAGAUCUAUAUCCCUGUCGGUGUGACGAAGCCCAUUACUCUGGCAGCUCGGAACCUUCCCCAGCCACAGUCCGGCCAGAGGAACUACGAGUGUAUCUUCCACAUCCAGGGGGAGACCCAUAGUGUGACAGCCCUGCGCUUCAACAGCUCCAGCAUCCAGUGCCAGAAAACCACCUAUAAUUACGAUGGAAACGACAUCAGUGAUCUGCCAGUGGAUCUCUCUGUGGUGUGGAAUGGAAACUUUGUUAUCGACAACCCAUACAAUAUAAAAGCUCACCUGUACAAGUGCUAUGCUCUGAGGGAAAGCUGUGGCAUGUGUCUGAAGGCUGACCCGCGCUUCGAGUGCGGCUGGUGUGUGCAGGAAAAGAAGUGUUCACUCCGGCAGGAGUGCGCUGCGCCUGAGCACACCUGGAUGCACGCCACAGCUGGAAACAGCCGCUGUACACACCCUCGCAUUAUCAAGCUGACUCCCGAGACGGGGCCGCGGCAGGGGGGCACCAAGCUGACCAUCACCGGUGAGAACCUGGGCCUGCAGUUCAGAGACAUCCAGAACGGCGUCCGAAUCGGCAAGGUGGCCUGCCAUCCCAUCGAGGAGGACUACAUCAGCGCUGAGCAGAUUGUGUGUCGCCUGACGGAUGCUACAGGCUACCGUGUGCAGGAGGCCCAGGUGGAGGUGUGCGUGAGAGAUUGUCAGCCGGAGUACAGAGCCAUUUCUCCCAAAGCUUUCACCUUUGUGUCUCCAUACUUCACACGUGUGGUGCCUUCGCAUGGGCCAGUCUCUGGCGGGACGAGGAUCACCAUACACGGCAUCCACCUGAAUGCCGGCAGCGCGGUGUCCGUCAAAAUCGGCCUCAACCCCUGCCACUUCGAGAGGCGCAGUGCCAGGGAGAUUGUGUGCAUGACUCCGGCGGGGCUGAGCACCGGGAGCAUUCCUGUGAUGGUGGACAUUAACGCAGCGGAGCUCCGGAACCCUGAAGUGAAGUUCAACUACACCAGCGACCCCACCAUCACCAGGAUCGAGCCUGACUGGAGCAUUGCCAGUGGUGGCACUCCACUGACUGUUAUUGGUACCAACCUUGACACUGUGAAAGAGCCCAAGAUGAGAGCAAAGUAUGGAGAAAUCAAGUCUGUCAAUAACUGUACAGUGGUCAAUAACACCGUGAUGGUGUGCCUGGCACCCUCUGUGGCUGGCACAGACACUGAGAGGAGCUUAUCUGAGGUGGGCAGCAGUCCAGAUGAGAUAGGCUUCGUUAUGGACAAUGUGCUCACACUGCUAGUGGUCAAUGAGAGCUUCACCUACUAUCCUGACCCUGUGUUCGAACCCCUCGCCCCCACCAUGCUGGAGCUGAAACCAGGAUCCCCACUCAUACUCAAGGGAAGGAACCUGAUUCCUCCGGCUGCCGGCAACACCAGGCUGAACUACACCGUCCUGAUAGGAGACGAGCCGUGUGUGCUGACUGUGUCCGAAACUCAGCUGCUCUGUGAAUGGCCCAACCUGACCGGCCAGCACAAAGUCACUGUGCGAGUUGGAGGAUUUGAGUAUUCCCCCGGAACGCUUCAGAUCUACUCGGACAGUCUGUUGACGCUGCCUGCAAUAAUCGGAAUCGGGGGUGGAGGAGGCCUCCUGCUGCUCGUCAUCAUUAUCGUGCUCAUCGCUUACAAGCGCAAGUCCCGCGACGCUGACCGCACGCUCAAACGCCUGCAGCUGCAGAUGGACAACCUGGAGUCCAGGGUGGCUCUGGAAUGCAAGGAAGCGUUUGCAGAGUUACAGACUGAUAUCCAUGAGCUGACGCAGGAGCUGGAUGGAGCUGGAAUCCCCUUCCUGGAUUACCGCACUUACGCCAUGAGGGUUCUCUUCCCUGGCAUUGAAGACCACCCUGUGCUGAAGGAAAUGGAGGUGCCGGCCAACGUGGAGAAGGCUCUGACGCUGUUCGGGCAGCUGCUGAACAAGAAGCACUUUUUGCUGACGUUCAUCCGCACUCUGGAGGCGCAGCGCUCCUUCUCUAUGCGUGACCGAGGCAACGUGGCCUCCCUCAUCAUGAGCGCCCUGCAGGGGGAGAUGGAGUAUGCCACAGGAGUGCUCAAGCAGCUGCUCUCCGACCUCAUAGACAAGAACCUGGAGAGCAAGAACCACCCCAAGCUACUGCUCCGCAGGACGGAGUCUGUGGCUGAGAAAAUGCUGACAAACUGGUUCACCUUCCUGCUCUACAAGUUUCUGAAGGAGUGUGCAGGUGAGCCUCUCUUCAUGCUGUACUGUGCGAUGAAGCAGCAGAUGGAGAAAGGCCCGAUAGACGCUAUAACAGGAGAGGCGCGCUACUCUCUGAGUGAAGACAAACUCAUCAGGCAGCAGAUCGACUAUAAGACUCUGACGCUGCACUGCGUUAACCCGGAGAACGAGAACGCGCCAGAGGUGACGGUGAAAUGCCUGAACUGUGACACCAUCACUCAGGUGAAGGAGAAGCUGCUGGAUGCUGUUUAUAAGGGCAGCCCGUACUCUCAGAGACCAAAGGCUGGAGACAUGGAUCUGGAAUGGCGCCAGGGGCGAAUGGCCAGAAUCAUCCUUCAGGACGAGGACGUUACCACCAAGAUCGACAACGACUGGAAGCGGCUCAACUCGCUCGCGCACUACCAGGUGACGGACGGCUCAGUGAUCGCUCUUGUCCCGAAGCAGAACUCUGCCUACAACAUCUCCAAUUCCUCCACCUUCACCAAGUCGCUCAGCAGAUACGAGAGUAUGUUAAGGACAGCCAGUAGUCCGGAUAGUCUUCGCUCUCGGACACCCAUGAUCACUCCGGACCUGGAGAGUGGAACAAAGCUCUGGCAUCUGGUCAAGAACCACGACCACUCUGACCAGAGGGAGGGAGACCGUGGCAGCAAGAUGGUGUCAGAGAUCUACCUGACACGCCUGCUCGCCACCAAGGGCACACUGCAGAAAUUUGUAGACGACCUGUUUGAGACCAUCUUCAGCACGGCCCACAGAGGCAGCGCACUCCCACUUGCCAUCAAAUACAUGUUUGACUUCCUGGAUGAGCAGGCUGACAAACACCAGAUAACAGACCCAGAUGUCCGACACACAUGGAAGAGCAACUGUUUGCCGUUAAGAUUCUGGGUGAACGUGAUCAAGAAUCCUCAGUUUGUCUUCGACAUCCACAAGAACAGCAUCACAGACGCGUGUCUGUCUGUAGUCGCUCAGACCUUCAUGGACUCGUGUUCCACAUCAGAGCAUAAGCUGGGCAAAGACUCGCCCUCCAACAAGCUGCUCUACGCUAAAGACAUCCCCAACUACAAGAACUGGGUGGAGAGGUACUAUUCUGAUAUCUCUCGGAUGCCGGCAAUCAGCGAUCAGGAUAUGAGUGCAUAUUUGGCAGAGCAAUCCCGCCUGCACUUAAACCAGUUCAACAGCAUGAGUGCCCUGCACGAGAUCUACUCCUAUAUCACCAAGUACAAAGAUGAAAUCCUGUCUGCGCUGGAGCGUGAUGAGCAGGCCCGCAGGCAGAGGUUGAGGAGUAAGCUGGAGCAGGUGAUUGACACCAUGGCUCUGAGCAGCUGAUCAGGGGUCCAAGCACUCGAAACAAACACGAACUGACGACACACACACACACUCUCUCUCCCCAGGUCUCCAACCCAUUGAGCUACACACUGCAAAAGAAGUGACGCAGUACACUGGAGCUUCUACAGAGCUGGGCACACACGCUUCUCCAGUGUGUGUUUGUGUGUGUGAUUUUUUUCCUUUUUUUGUGUGUGUGUGUGUGUGUGUGUGUGUCUGUGUGGAUGACCCCCACCAUGGUCAACACACAUUACAGGACACAUCACAGAAAAAAAAAAAAACACAAAACAUUUUGACCAUUUGUUGUUGGUGCAAUUUCAACCUUUUUUUUUUUUUGUUGGAGUGUAAGUGUGUACUGGACCUCUUCAAACAGAAAAAGAAGAGAGAGAGAGAGACACGCAGACGCAGACACACAUACACAUAUACACGUGAUUUUGCCCGUGGUGUUUAAAGACUCAAGAAGAAGAAGAAGGAGGAAUUCUGGGAUGCCUGCACUCCAGCCAUGUUAUGGGUCGUGUGAUGAUGGGUCAUGUGAUAGUUGUCGUCGUGACAUGCCCCCUGGAAUGACGAAGGACAUUCAGAGCUUUUUUUUUUCCCCUCUCUUUUUUUUUUUUGUGUGUUGAUUUGUCUUGUUUAUUGUUAUUUUUUCUGAUUUUGUACAAAUGUAACGGACUGCCCUCUCUCUGCUCUUUUUUUUGCCACUCGUGUUACUGCUGAAUUUGCACAGUUUACAGGAACCAGUACAGAGGACAAAUCUUCUUCAGAUAUUAUAUAUAGAAAUAUAGAAAUACUGUUACAUUUUCAGCCAAGCGAAAUGAACCAUUGAUUCAAUUUCUUUGCCAUGUUAUCACCAGAACACAAUAGUCGACGAAGAUGAUUAGAUAUUUAAGCAGAAGAAAAAAAAAAUCUACAUAGGAAGGAAAAAAAAAUAUCAAUAUGAGAAUAUGAAUAAAAUGUUGUCCUGUGCCAUGUUUUAUUUGAAUGUCGUUUAGUGAAAAGGCAUUUUGUUACAUGGGAAUGUGCUAUAGAUUUUUUUUUAUAUCUUUUUUUUUUAUUUUAUUUUUUUUUAUAUAUAUGACCUUGCCUGAUGACUGAAAAGAAAAACAAAAGACAAACAAAUCAAGGUUUGGUGUAGUGAAGUAGAGAUCAGGUGAGUUUAGAAUUGAUCCAGAGUUCUGAAGGCAAAAGAGGAGGAGGGGGGUUGAGGUGUUUGCUCUCAGGCUUGCUGAUGGUCUCUCUGAGAAGCAGGCAUGCUUGUCUCCCUCCAUACACUGCGGGGUGUGUGUGUGUGUGUGUGUUUGUGCGCGCUUGACACCGCGAUCGCCGCUGCCUCUUUCUCUUAUGGAUUUUGCCUCCUCUUUGCGCAAAUGCAUCAGGAGAAAGAGGAGUAGAUUUACUGCAGUCCCUUUUUUUCUUGGUCUCUUAAGAGAAGGAGUGAGAGAGAUAGAGGCAGAGAGAGAGAAGGGUUUGAAGCUUCUAAUUCAUUACUGCUUCAAACUCAGAUCAGAGCGAGCGAGGGAAGGACGAAGAGGAGGAUAGAGACCGAGAGAAAGAGGAGCUUUAGCCUCAGCUCAUUAAAGAGACAGGGCUAAGUAAUCCUGUUACCCUCUGGCCUUCUGCCUCGUGCGUGCGUGUGUGUGUGAGUGUGUGUGCGCGUGAUUUUUUAUAAAUGAUCUUUUCUCUCAAGUCUCCUGUGAGACGUUCUGUGAUGAGAGGCUAUCUUAGAAGUUUUUUUUUUUGGUUGUUGUUUUAUUAUAAUUUUUUUUAAUCUUGCUUUAAUUUGCUUGCCUAAAGAAACCAAACUGUGAUCUGUGGUGGAUUUGAUUUUGGUGUUUCAGUUUUUGUAAUGCAACAUUUUGUUCUACAUCUGAAAGUGGUUUACCAUUGUAACCUGAGCAAGUUGUGUUUUUCAGUCGUCAUUCUCUCCAUGAAAUGUACGUGGGCGGUACUGUCUGAGGUACGACAAAAAGAUGAAGAAAAAAAAAACUAACAAAACAAACGAACAAAAAAAGAAAGAAAAAAAAAACGAACCUAUUUUUUAAUGUGGAUCCAAAUUUUACAACCCACCUCCUGCUAGUGUGCCUGCAACCCCUGUAAAAGACCACCGAGGGGGGUCCGUCAGCUUUUCUGAUGGAAUAUUUUGUCAUGGGACAGUGAGAUGCUGCUUUAUUGCUUUGAACCCCCCACUCCGCUCCUCCCCCACCCAAACUAUUUGCUUGUGUAUCGCUCGAGUUUGUCUUUUUUGAACUUAUUUUGUUAUCUUUUCUGUUUCAGGAAGGUUUAGCAUACGGUUGGGUUUCUGUGGAACUCAUAUGUGUUUUAAAACAAAAAAUAAUCUAUUUUUUUGGACCAAAAUCAUCAUUAAACGCAGGUUCGAACAGGGUGACUUCCCGCCUAAAGCCCAUCCAAGCCCAGAGCCAGUGCGAGUGAGCUGUCAGCUGUGGUUAGCCAGCAAACAUCCACUAGUUCUGACACAUUCAUCCAUUUUUAACCAAGGUGAAUGUGUGGAGAAAUGGAGAGCGAGAGAUAGAGCGGGUUGGAGAAAACGCUUACCUCACACAUAUGGCCACACAGUAGUUGACUGCAUGUGAGAGUGUGUGGUUUGGAUAGGCUGGUAAUCUUUGCCCCACUGAUGGAUCUGGCCUAAUGGAAAUAGAUUAGCUGUGUGCACGGAGGCUUGAAGCAGUUUCCGCUAACCGUCGGCUGAUGAGCUAUCAGACUUAUGUAAUCAAAUGAAUUUUACAUUAGUCUACGCAGCAGUACAUGGCUCAGCCUCACUCAGGCAGGGCAAAUUCAGAUUCCACUCGGCUGCGGUGCGACGGCUGCUCUGGCUGAGCGUGGCUGAGGAGCACGGCUGGGCUGCGGAUGGUGUUGAAGGUGCAUUCAAACAUCUCAGGAUCUCCUCUUAGCUUCUGUGUUGACACUGCCUCAAGAGUUCAUAAUGACAUAAAGCCAGGUAGAGCUGCACAGUACAGACAGAGCUGCACAGAGCGGUAACGCUGGUACAUGUUAGGAUUCUGAGAUGCCUUGAUUUGAAUUACUGCUGUUACAAAACUUGUAUCUCUGAAAUAGUAGCUUUAAAGAAUAUUUUAAUAGAGAUGGAAUGGGAUUUUUUUGGGCAAGCAUAUCUGCUGAUAAAUAUAUUUAUAACAGAAAUUAGGCCCUGAAAUUAUUACAAAUGUACUGUAGUCACGCAAAUUUCAUUUUUCUUUUCUUAUGAUUGACAUGAUGUAAAUCUGCCAUUGUGCAAAUCUUUAUAAUGAAUGGACCAAUAGAAAUGCUCCAAAAUGACUUUUUCCAUUGACUUCCAUUAAACAUUCAGAAGGUUUUUUGUUUUUCCAAUUUCCUUCUACUGUAUAGUUAAAAUUUUAGAGAUGACAAUGAAGGUACGUUUUCAUGUGACAGCAACAAUACAAUUUAUUUGUGUAUUGUUAAUACUGUAAAAUUAACUGAAUAAAAUAAUUUAUACUGUAAAAUUGAUGAAAUAUAGAUGUUAUAGUUCCGUCGUUCAGCAUUGUGUACUAUACAUUCUUUAUCAUAUGUUGGUUUGAAGUAAUGGCACAAUCUCUAAAUGUCUAUCAGACGGUGAUAUAUAUACAUUUUUUUUAAUCUGCAAAUACUAAUAUUUCAUCUAAUAUCACAGUGCAUCUCUAAUUUUAAACUUUAAUGUAGAUUAAUAUGAUUGUAUUUUAUUGUAAGUACGUAUGUGCUCUUCCAUUAGUGAUAAAAUGUUUGUACAAUGUAUAUAUUGUUGCUAUUUGUCAACAAAAGCAGAUUUUUUUUUUGCUACUGUAAUUUUCAGUUCUUUAUCAUGUUAGCAUUUCUUGAUAAUUGGACCAAUAGAAUAAAUGGCCCAUAAUAAAUUGUGAAUAUAUAGUGUAUGCUUCUCUUUAAAAUUCAGUGUUUGAGAUACAAGGUUUGUGUGCAAGAACAAUACAUAUAUUUUUCAUGGCACCAGAUACACACCAGUCUGCUAUAACAUUAGUACUACCAAUGGGUGAAUAUCUAUCUUUAUCUAACAGCAGUAUUUGUUAGCGGCCAGGGUGGAUAUAUUAGGCAGCAAAUGAACAGUAAGUUCUUAUAGUUGAUGUGUUGAAGCAGGACAAAUAGAGACAUGAAAGAAUCUAAGCUAAUUUGAUAAGAACAGACAGUGAAAGAUAGGUGACUGGAGGGUCAGAACAUCGAACAGCUCCACAGCAUCAGGCAGCUCUAGUUUGUAGGGCUCCUAUAUGGUAUGGAGUUGUCAGAACCUAACAAAAAGUGCUCCAAUAAAGGAGAGCUGGUGAAGGCUAAUUGAUGUGCUUUAUAGAAGUCCCACCUUCAACUUACAGCACUUAAAUGAUCUGCUGCUGAUGUUGGUCUAGGUGCCAGAUUCCACAGAACUUCUUCAGAGGCCUUGUGGAGACCAGAUCUAAUGUGGUGGCACAAAGGGGGAACCUAUUCAAUAUUAGUAAGGUGUUACUAAAGUUAUGGCAGAUUGGUGUAUAUAUGUGCUUAUAUACCUGUAAACAAGACAGGCAAUCUAGUAGUAAUUAUCAGUAAUUAACAUAUACUGUGCAGCGCUACUGUGUAAAAGAAUCACAGGUUUGUUUACAGAGCAUUGAGACUGAGCCGAGGCAGGCAACACAGGCUGUAGGAGCAUUUUUCCUUUACUUCCACUUAUUUCACUCCUUACGUUGAGAUCAAUGGAACUGUUUAGUUCUUCUCUUCCUCUCACUGUUAAUGCUGAACUGUAUAAAAUGUGUGAUGUUAAUAGUGGUGAGUUUUCAGCUGGAGAAAGAGAGAGAGAGAGGAAAUGAAAGCUCUCUUUCUCCUGAGUGUUUCUGAUCGUGGCCACCCCCUCUUUACCUUCUUCCUGUGCCCAUUCUGUCUCUCUCCCCCUCUCCGGAGUUCUUUGUUCCUCAUCGCACUCCUUCCUUCAGUUCCUCCUACCACAGGCCUUCCUGUCCAUCACCGCGCAUCUCUGCUCCGUAACACACAGCACUGCCUUCAUCUUGAUGCCAUUGUGUUUCUCCAACUCUAGCAUCAGUGCUUGUCACCAAACAUCUCAAAUCUCCACCGCACCCUUUCUCCGUGCUUCCAUCUUUCCCAAAAGCAGUGAGUGCUGUCCUUUAAAAAAAAAAAAAAAGAAAGAAAGAAAAAAAACAAGCCUUGUUUGGCAUCAGCUCGAACAAAGAACUAGUAAACGAAUUGCAGGAAGAAUGACAUCAAUCGAGUUUUAAUACUAUGAUAAACCAGACGCAUUUUUAAGAAUUUCAGACUUGAAACAGCUGUCACAAGUUGGCUGGUAAGCAUUCAUUGUGUAAAUAUUCUGUUGUUUCCUAUUUUGCAGAUUUACUACUUGUAAAUAAAACACACAUCAAGGAGAGAUUAAACAGUUUUUUGCUAAAUAAA
Messenger RNA from Astyanax mexicanus (Mexican tetra), 11401 nucleotides. It is a transcript of the gene plxna1b, whose product is annotated as plexin A1b. The record is from RefSeq and is a predicted model, not a curated record. The coding region runs from base 341 to 6010 and encodes 1889 amino acids. Gene Ontology annotation, biological process: negative regulation of cell adhesion; regulation of cell shape; regulation of cell migration. Gene Ontology annotation, molecular function: protein binding; semaphorin receptor activity. Gene Ontology annotation, cellular component: semaphorin receptor complex. NCBI's taxonomy places the organism in Eukaryota, Metazoa, Chordata, Actinopteri, Characiformes, Acestrorhamphidae. The transcript has 32 exons.